UCCCAGAGUGCAUUAGUUUUCUUGUGAAGGAUUGUGGGCAAGCCGGAUACAUGUGCUACUGCCUUAUGGAUGCAAGUGCUCUCGCUCUUGACCAGGAUUUCUUUGCCUUAACAUUAUACUGUGCAUGUUAUAUCGUUGGUAAUUGGUUUGUAGGAUACGAAUAUUAUGUAAUCGAUUGUUUUAGAACUGAUGUUUAACAUUUGCAGUGCAAUAAGUCACGUGAACUAUAGGAACUAUAGUUUUCUAACUAGCCACCCGGCUAACAUAUGAACAUAUUUACACACGUCUCCGACCUAUCCAAACAUGGGAAAAGAUUCGUUUUUGACGGAAGCUUCUCUUCUUUAUAAAGACACCUGCCCGGAGCUGGCUCGAUUUCUCAUGCAAACCCAGCAGAUGGAUGACGAUGCGGCGUCCACAGAGGCGCUGUGUCCGUUCUGCUUCCAGUGGAGGGAGCCGGACAACCACCGGGUGCGGCUGCGGCCCAAGCGCAGACCCUCGGCCCGGCUGCAGAGGCUGCUGGGUAGGGAAGCCAAGGGCCACAAGCUCAGCCUAGAGCAGAAGGACGCCCUCUGCAGGUUCAGGAGGUCCUCCAGCUGUCUGAUGGCCACCUGCCACACCUGCAAUAAGACAUCCAGAAGAGCUGGACCAAACCGGGACUUUCUCACAACUCUGGUGAAGAACCCAAACACCCCAAGAAAUGCAGGGAAGCACAAGAGCCCACAGUCGGCCAGCAAAGGAACCAUGUCAACUCCUAGCUCAGCCUCCAGUCAGAAAACACCUUUUAGCACACCAAGGGUGGCGUCAUCCGAUUCCACCAGUUCUUCGAAGUCGACAGGAGUGAAGAAGUCAGCGUUCUCGCGGCUAAAGAAGCUCCUGAUGCUGGAAGACAGCCCCAAGACCAAGAAGGGGGGCCUGAAAGACUUCCUGUCAGCACUCUGAAAGUGUUGUUGCUGUGUCUGCCAUACCAGCUGAAACCUUAUCAACGGGCCUCUAGCCUAUUUAAAAGGUCUCUUCUGCAUCAGGCCAUAAGGAGAAUGUAGUGAGCUGGUUCGAAUGGGGAAAGAUGUGGUCACCUGUCUGGAGGACCUGUAGCUCCUCCUGCUGGGCUAGUUAGCGCAGCAUCAUUUGUAAGACUUGUGUACUCUUUCCCUUCUAUCCCAGGGCCUCGCUAAGGCUAAAAGCUAAGGGAAAUGCUAACGUGACGUGGCCCGCUUCAUCGGGCUUCUCUCAGAGAGCAUUGACCUCUGCAGGCCCCUGCUUGUCACUCCUUUCACAUGACCCUCUUUAUCAGAGUGGUUUGGUUGCCUCCCACACCAGUCCUAUCAAAUUAGAGGGGAGUUUUGAAUUAUAAUUUGUGAUGUAUACUUUUUUCUUACUACACAGUAUGUUAAGAGGCGUUUACAAGUAAUGAUUCAAUUUGUUUUUCUCUUGUGUCGCUAACAUGUGUAUAGAUCACUUUUUUUACUUCAAUUUUGAGAGUGAAAAAGCAUGGGAAAUACCCAUGGCUGUGUAUUUAUUUUUCUGUGUUGUUAAGAUCAGUGCAACUCCUUUUUUUAAUAUUCACAAAAUCAUUUUUCAUACAAAUGGGUGCUGUUAUCAUGGAAAAGGUGAAGGCAAUGAAAAUGUUUACAUACAACUGGGCAAGUUUAUUUUUGAAGCAAAGACCAAAGUCGAGCUUUUCUGUAGUUGAUGCGUUGACAAGAAGAAUUCUUAUUCUGCCUUUUAUCGAAUUUAGUUGAUGUAUAGUAAAAUAUCCAAGUAGACACCAAUGCUGCCAGUCAUAUUUGAAUUUGUAUAACUUUGUUGCUGGUCCAAUGUAGUAAUUUCACCCCUUUUGUAAUGUAUUCAAAAAAUAAAACAAAUUAUUCUUA
Alosa alosa (allis shad) is the source of this 1871-nucleotide messenger RNA. RefSeq names its product chromosome 20 C18orf21 homolog (gene rmp24). The transcript is spliced from 5 exons. The record is from RefSeq and is a predicted model, not a curated record. The coding region runs from base 304 to 939 and encodes 211 amino acids. NCBI's taxonomy places the organism in Eukaryota, Metazoa, Chordata, Actinopteri, Clupeiformes, Clupeidae.